This is a messenger RNA of Cyprinodon tularosa, 5834 nucleotides long. It is a transcript of the gene efna5b, whose product is annotated as ephrin-A5b. Gene Ontology annotation, molecular function: ephrin receptor binding. The transcript has 5 exons. The record is from RefSeq and is a predicted model, not a curated record. NCBI's taxonomy places the organism in Eukaryota, Metazoa, Chordata, Actinopteri, Cyprinodontiformes, Cyprinodontidae. Gene Ontology annotation, cellular component: plasma membrane; external side of plasma membrane. Gene Ontology annotation, biological process: ephrin receptor signaling pathway; regulation of actin cytoskeleton organization; axon guidance. Bases 1085 to 1771 code for a protein of 228 amino acids.
AAACCCACUCUCAGUCGGCGUCUGGAGCUUGCUUGGAGCUGCCAUCUCUGUCCUCCUCCUCACUGAAUCACUGGGUACCGGCGUUUCCCCCCCAAAACCCCUAAAAACUGAAGAAAAAAAUCAACAGAAAAAAAACAGAAAAAAAAAAAGGAGUGCGCACAUGGGAGAGCGCUGCGUUUUUCCACUUGCGCGCGUAAUGCGAUGGCUUGUAUAUGAGGAGGACACUUUGGAAUGCGGAGAUAAAAUCAAGAGUCUAUAGAGGAGAGAGAGAGAAAGAGGAGAAAAAAAGAAAACAGACCGCGACCACAGAGUCGGGCUCCUCCCCGCCAAGGCCGUGACACCUCCGGCGGAUCACUGCGAACAGAAGAGGAUGACAGCGUUUUAUUUCCUGUUUGUUUUGGGUUUCUUUUACGCAGCGCUCUAACGCUGCCACUCAUCUUUCUCCCAGGCACGCACUGACUGACUGACUGCAUGGCUUCAGAAAGUUACCGGGAUAAUAACAUGGACAUCUGACGUGCGCCCUCGCAGCGUCAUUGGACCACAUUAAGCCCCCCUCUCUCCAUCACGUCUCGGACUAAUCUGCACUCUUUUCCUGCGUUUGGAGCGAAGGCUUGAGCAGUUGUCACUUUGGCCCUGACACAGGCUACACCCAGAAAGCGCAGAGGGGGGGUUUGACACUGUACGGCGCCACAGGAGACACCAAGUGUUGUUCUUCGUAUUCUUUGCUUUCUGCGCUUGUCUCACUUGUUUCUACAUCUCAGGAGGGGGGAGACAUAUUCUGUCUGGAUCCCCCCCUCACCACCCAGCUACAAAUAAAGCGCCUUUGAUUUAGUAACUUUAGGUUUCCUUCAACCUGCGCAAGUGUCACCUCAUCUGUCCCCACCAGUGAACGAUAAUUUCCUCUUUACUUGCGCAUGUUUUCUCUUUUCCAUUCCUGUAACCUUGAUAGAUCCUCUAAAGGGAAACGGGUCCACAUGUGACCGCGACCAGGUCACCUGUCCCGGUUAAGGCAUCCCCCCCUCUACAUCCCCAUAUUUGACUCCACACUGAGGCGGAAUAGACUAUCCAAGUUUUUGGUGUAGUGAUGCUGCAAGUGGAAAUGAUCCUCUUCAUCUGCCUGAUGCUGCUGAUGUGUGUUCUAAGCCAGGAGCCCGGAUCCAAAGUGGUGGCCGACCGCUACGCCGUCUUCUGGAACCGGACCAACACCAAGUUUCUCCGUGGUGAUUAUCACAUCGAUGUUUGCAUAAAUGACUACCUGGAUGUCUACUGUCCUCAUUAUGAGGACUCUGUGCCUAAGGAACGGACAGAGAGCUAUGUCCUCUACAUGGUCAACUAUGACGGCUACAGUACAUGCGACCACACUGCCAAAGGCUACAAGCGUUGGGAGUGCAACAGGCCGCAUUCCCCCAAUGGGCCACUAAAGUUUUCAGAGAAGUUUCAGCUCUUCACUCCCUUUUCUCUGGGCUUUGAGUUCCGACCAGGAAGAGAAUAUUAUUACAUCUCCUCUACAGUGGCUCCAAACGGGAAGAAAACAUGCCUAAAGCUAAAGGUUUUCGUCCGACCAUCAAACAGCUGUGUGAAAACUAUAAGCACACAUGACCGAGUUUUUGAUGUAGAUGACAGAGUAGAAAGUACGUUACCAAGAGAUGAAACUAGCCAUGAAACAGCUGCCCCAUCGCGGAGUGAAACAAAUGCUGCGAAACGUCUACAGACAACAAGUUCUCUGCUUGCUUUGCUGCUGGUCACCCUAGUGGGACUCUUCACUUUAUAGCGCCUCCCUCUGUACUGGAGUUUAUUUACACCUAGCGUGGCCUGAGUCUACCCUAGGCUGCAGGGUAGUAGGUGGGAUUUGGGUGGGUUGUAUUUGCUUGAUUGGGCAUAAAAAAGCAGGCUUCUCAAGAAAAAAAACAAACAUUUUUUUUCUGAAGAGGAAUUAACUAAGAGAUUUUUCUCCUUCUGUGAGUUAAAAUAGUUGAGUUAGAAGUGGGAGUGAGAAUUCCCCUCUUAAACAUUCAACCAAGAUGCCAAAUUAAAAUUUUUCCCACUUAGUGAUUCUUAUUUUCCCAUGACAUUUAACAUUACUCUACACCAUUUUUAUGUCAUUUCAGUACUGAUUUUUAACAAGGAAAUAUAGUUUAUAGUGCAUCCAGACAGACUGAUUUUCACACUGUUUAAACAUUGCAAAAGCACAUACAAAAUUAGUAGGAUUUUACAGUGUUAGACAGUUGCAGUAUAUACAGUUUUACAUUUUAGAUAAUAGGUCAUAGUGAUGACUGUACAUACAUCAAACAGGAAUAGAAAGUUUCCCUGAUCCCUUUCAACAAGCCCUUCAGAAAUCAGCGUAGUUGGGGUUUUAUGUAUUGGAAACUAUUUCUUAAGCCAGUGGUAGAGCAGAGUUGUUCACCAAUGCAACGUUUAAACAUGUGCUAAGUAUAUGACAUCCAUCUCAGCCAACUCAUCUACGCCGUCUUGGUGGUGGUCUCUUUCUCCUAAGUGUGAUGAGCUUUUGGAUGUUCUGGGUGAGCAAGUGGAGGCAAACCUCUUUCAUAUUAACAGGCGACUCCUCCUUUGUCACAAACCCAAUAAAAAGGCCCAAUAAAACAUUUCUGAAAGGGUUCUGUUCACUCAGACUCACAAAGCCAAAAUUAAAUUGAAACUUUCUCUCCAGACACUUCGUUAACCGCUGUUAAAAUCGAGAAUCAAUACCUUUUGAAACUUGAUAACACAAUUUCACGGCAGCAGUCACAGUCAUUUGUGCAAUGUUUACUGAGCUGGGGUGCAAUUGUUUUCUCUGUUCCAGUUGAGCAUUAGUCAAUAUUAACACUCCCAUAAACAUUUGCAUCUAAAAGUAUUUAUUCCCUGGAUAUUGAUUGUUCAAAAGGUUUCACAGCUUAAACUUUGCGUUGUUUUUAUUUAUCUGUUUGUUUCCAUAAUUAUGAAAUUAUUUAACUGAUCAAACAUUGUCUUUAACCCCUCAGACAGUUUAAACUUAAUUUUAGAUCCAAUUUAAUGAGAAAAACAACUGAUGUGCAAGGAAUGUUUAAAAAGACUGUCCAAUUUACAGUGCCACACUUUUUUUUCUUUAACGUAAUUAUAGCUCAGUUAAAUACUUGUUAGAGGCUUAUCAGUUUGAUGGUGUUACAGCAUUUAGCAAAGCAUUAUAAGGAUUUAUGCAUAGCUAUAAUUAGUUGAGCUCACUUAACGUAAGACAAAAGAGAAAUGCAUCCAUUAAAUUCAAGGCAGCUCGGUUCAUUCGGUUUAUGUUUCCACUUAAAAUCAAAGUAGUUUACUGAUCAGCAGCCCACUAAACACAUGGUGAGUUAGUAGAAUGAGAUUUUGUUUUUCAUUUCCUUGCAAGGGAUUGGAGUUUCACCUAAAGGUAUAGAUCAGGGUUUCUCUAUUGAGGCUCACUUAUAUUAAUUAGCACUUAACAUCUUAAAUGCACUUGGUAACUUUUUAGGUGUCUUUAUUUGGUAUUAAUCCAGAUUAAAAGGGCCCAGGAAAUGAAGCUAAUGUCUUUUUUUAUGUCUUAACUAAACUAAUAUUUUUACCACUACUUCAAUGGCUUUUAACUGGUUUUAAUUUUUCCACAAGCAAUGAAUCAUUUCAGAGCAACAUCAUUGCAUUAACGUCUCACAAAUAUCUUAGAAACGCUUGAUUUGCUUGCUUUUUGUUCUAAGUUUUUAUAAAGAUUCAAAUCACAGAAAGACUGGUUAACUUGACAAAUAACAUUUACCUGAUUAGUCCCACAAUUAUUUUCUAUUAAUAACUUUUUAUGAAUUUGUUAAUGCUGUUUUAAGUGGCUAAAACCGGUACCUUUUGUCUUUUCACUGUAAUUCCAACGUUUUGGUAAUUAUAUAGGUCUGUGUUUUACAUUUUCUUGAUAUAUCAAAUUAGAUAGAUUGGAACAGGAACAAACUGUGCAAUUUUAAAUGUUUUCAAAUUAUUUUGAUUGUUCUAGAGCUUCUAACAUCCCAGCAUCAGUUCAAGUUAAAAGAACUUUUUUUUCUGUGCCAUAGCUUACAGCAAUAAGAAAUGAGAGAAAAAAAUAUAAAAGAUGCACUAGCAUCAGUUGAACACUGGAACCAAUUUGUUUCAAAAACCCUAGAAAUGCCGUAACCAAUCAGAUUUCCAAAAAUAAAAGCAUUCCAAAAAGCACCAUAGAGGUUGAUCUUUAUGAUGUUUUAUGAACCUUUAAACUUUUCUCAUGCUUACAUCAGACAAUAAUUUACAAUUAAGCCAAUAGUUAUUUACUAGCAAAACAGAUGGACUAGGAAAUCCCUUUCCAAUGGGAAACACACACUACUGAUGGAGCAUUCAAACCACAUCCAAGCAGAGUAACUAACUACCUUAUAAAAAGUAUUGCUCUAAUAAAAGUUGUAAAAACUGUCAUCUAAAACUACUGUAAUAUUUUAGCAUUUGACCAAUCUGUACUUUUAUAUCAGAUCAUUACUCUAACCUGAAAGACUUGUUUCACAUAGGAAGAAAUUUUUUUGCACCCUGCCUCCUACCAUCAUUUCUUGCUGUAACUAUUUUUGUCCUUAGUAUGGAUCACUGCCCUUUGCAAAAGUUAUACUGGUUUAAGGGUUCAUAAGAUUGUGUUCUCAUAAACAGCUUGGCCUUUUUUAGGCCAAGUUAUCUUAGGAUGCUACUGGUGCCUUUCAGUCUUGAUAAUUUUUAAUGUGCUGUUAGAGUAAGCCUCUUGAAUGAGCUAAUCUGGAUUACUGCUAAAUAAAGAUGUUAUCAGAAUUAUAAUCUUUAAACAAAGCCUCACUUGAAAAUUCCUGUACUAUGCCUUUAUUUAUACUGAAUGUAACAUUAUAUCAGAGCAGCAUGGUGAAUGCAAGUUAUUAAAGAUGAACAACAUCGAGCAAAAAUGGAACAACCACACGCCCACCUUCUACUCCCACUGCUACAGUUUAAGUGACUCAUUCCUUUAUAGUGUUCAAUGUGACAGGCACACAGACAUGUAAUAGUUUGGGCACUUUUUUCUGGUUUUGAAAUGAGAUUGUGGAAGUCUUGGCAUGGGGAGGGAAGUGUAGAUUUUCACUGUGGGGAUUAUGGAGGCUCAAUGUCCAGUUUGUGAACGUCUAGUGAGUAAUGGAGACGAAAUAGAUGAAGAGAUGCUCACACACAUCAAUAAACACAAGUUUGGACAUCAAAUAUAUCUCACAGAAGUGUUAAGUGCCUAAAAAAUAAAUUUAAGACAAAAUCAGCAAAAAUUAAUUUGACACUACAGGACAAAAGAAAAUUAUUCAGUUCAAUACCAAACAAUGGUCUAGCACCAUUUGACCUCAGAUACACAUACUGUUUUGGGUUUGCUUUGUUUUUAUUUUGUGACUGCCUUUUUUUGCUUUCUAAAUAUAUAUUUUAUUGCAUUUCUGACAAAAACAACAACCUUUGCCUUCAGACAUUUGUUUCUUUAUAAACUGAUUUAACAAUGCUAUUACACAGAAUAGCAGCUCAGUUAUGAGAGGUAUUGGGAGAUGAGGUCAUUUAAUAGGAUACAGAUUUUCAGAAUAUCACCACAGGGAUAUGAGCACUGCAUAAAAUUAAACUUGGAUACUUAUCAGCAAAUUCUAAUCAGAAACCAGUUUUAAUUGUCAUUUUUCCUAUCCUUAUCAUGAUUUGUUCUGCACACAACCUUAACCUGGGAAAUGAGAAUCAACUUAUAUACUGGAUACUGUGUAUCCUGAGGUAGACAACCAUACAACAUAUAGUGUUAGGUUAGUAUCUGUUUUGUACCUUUCUGUAGGACAAAUGAAAAAAAAAGAUGAAACAAACCAUUGUUAAAAACUGUAUAAUUAUUAUUAUUGUUAUGAUGAUAAUGAUUA